AUGCUCCGUGAUACUGCACUCAUGCUGUUGGCUAAACUGACGCAGGGACAGCAUCACGAAUUGCAGAAGAUUGUUGCGUUCCAAGGCUCUCGGGCAGUGGACGAUGCAUUGGCGUUGAUAGGAAAUUUGGUGGCCCGUAAUCCCACCAACCAACGCUACUUUCGGGAAAUUGGCGGUGACCAACGGCUAUUGCUGCUUUUUCGGUCCACGCUUAGCGGAGCCAACUGGAAUUCCCAGGAGCCGCAUUUGGACAAUCAAGGGCAACAAAAUCGAUCUGAGCAUGGCGAUUUGAAUGGAGAAAUCGCCAUUCAGCUUGGGACAUUAUUUCUUGGGCAUAUCAUCUGCAAGGGGCUUUUGGUGCCGCUAGCAACACCUAGCACCUUGCUUUCACAAAGCGCAUUGGGGGUCAAUGCGCCUUUACCAUUUCUAACGCUGCUUUUUGAUGCAUUAAAAGCGUCCGUGUCGCUAGCAUGGACCUCCAUGACUACCAGAAGUACUACGAGCCUCAACCUUCGGCCGCUUUCAUACAUUCAGCCAGAGCUUAUUGUGGGCGUGCUGGAAACAAUCGGCCAUCUUAUCUACCAACAUCCGGAAAACCAGGCAUAUUUUUUAACCCAUACGGCAGCAGGCUGGGGGUGGGAUGUCCAUCUUGCACUGAUUGCGACUUCUCCCAUACUCUCUCUCACCGUUGCCGGAGGCGAGGCGGUAGAGCUGGCCAUCAGAGACGCCGCUUUGUUUAUAUUUGCAUCACUAGGCGAUUCCUUGUUAAAGACAAUUUCACGCUGCCCAGAAAAUAACACUAGCGCCAUCAAUGACACUGCUGUCGGCGUUCAUACCAAUGAGGGAAUCCACGGAAUUGCAGCUGAUUCCGUUGGAAGCUUUUUUGAGGCAGAGGGGGGAAUCCCUGGGAAGACCGUAUCUGUGCCGACUCCGAUCAGCAUUGCUGUCCAAAUCCUUGUAGAGUCAGAAUGGGAAGGUAGCUCUUUGUGGCCGGUUCAUUAUGCCACAAAUAUCCUUAUUGCGUAUCUGCACCAUGCUCAAAACAGUACUGAGCUGCGGGAAUCCCUCAUUCCGCUGAUUGGAAUUGAUUCUAAUCAACUUGCUGUGCCUACCCGUGGUGUAGAUUCACGCUCCCGUGAAGAUCUAUUGCCUGCAGUUACGAACCCCAAACGGCAACACACCGUUUUUGGGAGCACUGUCUCGUUGAUACAUCUUGUUAUGGCGAAAUUUCUUCGCCCUUCGCAUAUCAAUUUGUCAGUUCUAAAAGGGGACCCUGGUGCUCUGCGGGUCUCUCAGAAGGAGCGAGCUGGUAUUGUCGUGUGCAAGUCUCUUUUCGCAUUGCUGAUCCACCUUGGAAACCUGCAUAUGGAAGCGCUUUUUGAAGCAUUUGCAAGCGAACAGGGCACCGUUUCAACGGCCAACCUUCAUAUGCUGGUGGAAUGGAUUUCGCCGACUUUCGAUGCAACUCUUCUCGGUGGCCUUGCUGCUUUUCUCUUUUCACAGCUGCUAUAUUCUGCCGCCUUAUUGGAUCGUCUUUGGGAUAGCGAGAAUCCGGAGGAUCAUGGGUCCCAGGCGAAUAGUGUCCAUCGCAGAGAUGCCCACAUUCUUAUGGAGCUACUGCAUGUCAGGGUGGGCAUCGAUGCUGUCGCUUCAAGGCUUGCAUUGUUACAGCAGCAUCUCUUUUCGCGGUUCCCAGGUCAUGCUGCGGCGCUUCCUGCUUUGCUACAAGAAUCCGGACCUGCGAAUCCGGCGUUUCUGGAUGCAUCGACCGUUGAAAUCAUCAGACGCUCCAUGGAAUUUCUUCGGGCUUCGCAGCGGCGGGUCCAGGCCGCACAUCAAUCGACUUGUGUUUCACUACCGCGCAUUCAACGCAGUCCUCGCUUGGUUGAGGAAGCCCAUCUUUCUAACCUUCCACUACAUGUCCGAGAAGUCUUGAGUGCUAGCGAACGGAGCACUCAGGCACUCAUUGCUGCCAAGGAACAGAUGAUAAUCGAACGCGACACGCGAAUUGCGGAGCAAUGUGCCGCAAUUUCAGAACAACGCGUGUUUCUGGAACAGGCGACUGAAAAGAUCGCCGAACUUUCUGCGCAAAUCUCUUCAUUGGAGGAGUCUCGAUUGAGAGUGAUUUCCAAGCUUGAAGGUCAGCUUGAAAGUCUCACUUCAUCCUACACUGCGCUAAGACGUGAACACGACCAGCUGCUGAUUCUAUUAACCGACCUAACCUCACCCAAAGGCAUGAGCACCAUAAAUGGAACGUCAUUGGCGCCACUGGAAGCCUCACAGGCACCGUCAGAAAAACUCUUCAGCCCCUCACAACGUACCAUGGCCAAAGAAGCGGAUGCGGUAGACGCUCCUUCACCUACUCCUCAAAAGACCGGUGCAUUAGCUUCUGUGAUCCCUUUGUUAUGGAAAAUGGUGCCCACUCCCAUUCAGAACCAUCUUGGCCCUGCCAAAGCCCAACAUAACUCUUCUACGGAUUCCAACAAGGCAAUAGUGGAAACUGACACCGCCCCUAUGCCUGUGUCUGUGAACGGCUCUGCCCAAAAUCAUAUGCCCGCAAAUGUGCACGCCAUUGCUACACUACCGGUUAACGGCGCCGAUAAUUACACAGUGAACCCCGUUGCACAACAGCAUCAUCUGAAAGUUAUGCCCGUAUCCCCCGGUCUGCAGAAUGAUCGCCCAAUUGGUGCCCAGCCCUUUCCACUAGACCAUUGUAAUGGGAUACAUGAGCGUUUUUCCAGUUACAUACCGAUUGCGGAAACAUCAUCUUCCAUCAACUACCCUGCUGGUACAUACGUAGAGCCGCCCCCGCCUUCCAUCGGCUAUCCUGUGGGCAACUAUGUAAAACCACAUCCAUCCUCGGAUAUACAUCCACAUAGUGCAGCUCAUGAUGCAUAUCUUUCAUUUUCCUCCCCCUUGGAACCGAUGACGACGAUGCCGCCGGCAGAUCAGAUGCCCUCGAACAAAAAUCCCGACCCAGAGCCCUACUUCAGCGCGCCCCCAGGCACGAUCCACCCAUACUACCUGCACAUGAACUACCACAGCGUUUCCUUUGAGGAUAGCCUCGGGUUUGUGCCUCAACCCGAAUCAGACUAA
Molecule: messenger RNA, 3096 nt
Organism: Mitosporidium daphniae
Lineage: Eukaryota; Fungi; Microsporidia
Exons: 3
Coding region: 1-3096 (1031 amino acids)
Source: RefSeq, a predicted model, not a curated record